GAGUCGGUUAAGCUAGAGCCAAAAACCCAUUAGCGACGUACCCUUUCGUUCUCAGGCGAUUAGGGUUUUCUCUGCUUCCGCUUCGAUUUCUUCCCAGAGAAACGUACUGAAGGGUUUUAGUGAUUAAAAAAAUGCAAGGGGGAAGAGGUGGCGGGCGUGGUGGUGGUGGUGGUAGGGGUCCUUUUGAUUUCAAUGAUCCUUUUGGUGGUUUCGGUGGAUUUGGGGGGCAGGGGAGUUUGAUGCCUGGCUUCUUUGGAGGGAGGGAUCCGUUUGAUGAUCCUUUCUUUACUCGCCCGUUUGGAGGGAUUUUUGACUCAGGAUUUCCGGGUAUGGGUGGCAGCAUGCUUCCUGGUAUGGGUGGCGGCAUGUUUCCUGGAAUGGGUGGCGGAAUGUUUCCUGGAAUGGGUGGCGGUAUGUUUCCUGGAAUGGGUCCUGGUAUGAAUCGAGGUAUGUUCUCAGGUAUGGGGCCAAGUGGGUUUAUUGAGAAUCAGGCUCAGGCUGCAGUGCCGCAGACAUCUAGGGGUCCAAUCAUUGAGGAGCUGGACUCUGAUCAUGAAGAAGAAGAGGCUGGUAAUGUGAAAAAGGAAAAUCCAAGAAAACGUGGUGGGCCAAGCAACGAUCCUUAUAUUGAGCACCCAGAUGAUGUAGAUGAAGAGACGAAGAGCAAGCAUGUGGUGUCUAGGGACAACUUUGAUCACUUUGGUGUUAUGCAAACACGGCCUCAAGCUCAUAGCUACACAUUUCAGAGCUCCAGUGUCUCUUAUGGUGGUACUAAUGGUGCAUAUUAUACUUCUUCCAAGGCAAGAAGGAUGGGGAGUGAUGGGGUUACUUUUGAAGAAAGCAAGGAAGCAGAUACUUCUUCUGGGAAAGCCACACACAGAAUAUCUAAGGGGCUCCACAAUAAGGGCCAUUCAAUUGCUAGGAAGCUCAAAACAGAUGGUAAAGUUGAUACAAUGCAGACUUUGCAUAACCUUAAUGAAGAUGAGCUUUCUGGUUUUGAACAAGCAUGGAAGGGAGCUGCUCAAAAGCAUAUGCCUGGAUUGAAUGAUCAGUUUGCGAGUUAUGAAACUCUUGGAGCUGGUGGCAGCAGACAUGGACAGGCCGGUCGGGGAGGUACUCUUCCUAGCAACGAACUUCUACAGAACACUGGAAACAUGAUAGCAGGUACUCUAGGUGAAGCAGUAUCUUCUCGUAAUAUGAGAGUAGAUGGUAGAGACAGGAGUAAUUCUUCCCGUGGGAGAGCCAAAGAUUAAAGCUAGGACUGUGGAGCUCAUUGUGUUGUUCUUUUUGGUCGUCUUAGAAAUAGGGUGUCUGGUAGAAGGCUGUCAGUUGUUAGUAAGACGCGUACUGUUUAGUCUCUAUCUGUUUCCAUCUGAGCUUGACAAUGCUGUAGUCAUAUGUCAAUUGGAUGCCUGCCUAGUACUCCUAUGUCCAAUGGGUUCCGAACUGACGGAUAAUGUUAAAUUCUGUGGUUAACCUAAAUCAUGUUGGCCUUUUAAUUGCAUAUAUCUAAGAUAAGCUAUCAUCUUUUGUAAUGUAAUGACCUCUCAUCAUAAGAGAAAAUAAUGUAAUCGUUUAUCUGUAACUUCUCAAAU
Fragaria vesca subsp. vesca is the source of this 1595-nucleotide messenger RNA. RefSeq lists its product as uncharacterized. Bases 132 to 1253 code for a protein of 373 amino acids. Lineage: Eukaryota; Viridiplantae; Streptophyta; Magnoliopsida; Rosales; Rosaceae. The record is from RefSeq and is a predicted model, not a curated record. The transcript is spliced from 7 exons.